Gigantopelta aegis is the source of this 2747-nucleotide messenger RNA. RefSeq lists its product as uncharacterized. The record is from RefSeq and is a predicted model, not a curated record. NCBI's taxonomy places the organism in Eukaryota, Metazoa, Mollusca, Gastropoda, Neomphalida, Peltospiridae. Gene Ontology annotation, molecular function: ubiquitin-protein transferase activity. The transcript has a single exon.
CCCACAUUGUGGCAAAUAAAAUCCAGUAAUGAACUGUCAUCAACAGUGCUAACACUGGAAAACGAAAACACCGCUGGCCGUUUUUAUAGUAUUUUAGACUUUGAACCUUCGCAACCAAUUGUACUACCAAAAGAGCAAACUACCUCAAGCCCCCAGGACUUGAUUGCUUCAGAGGUUCCUACCUUGGUGGAUGAUGCUGAAAUGUUUUCAGGCAUUGGAUCACCAGAGACACCUUCACCAAGAGGACCAACCCCGCCUCCUGUUGAUGUGAAAGCACCAAUAUCUUUACGUGUACACCGUGUGAAAAUCAUGGAGGAUCUCAUUUCUCAUUUCAAAAAUCCUGCCGUUAUAGAGACACAAAUACAAUUUAUGUUUGUGAACGAAGAAGGUGCUGACCAAUCAGGUGUUUCUAGAGAUGCAUAUUAUUCUUUCUGGGUGGAAUUUUUCUCGCGAAGUGCCGAAGGAGAAGAUGCUAGAGUUCCAGCAUUAAAUGCACACUGGCAGGCUGAUGAAUGGAGAGAAGUAGGAAGAAUUCUACUCAAGGGGUUCUUGGAUCAUAAUAUUUUCCCACUUCAAUUAGCGCCAGCAUUUACAAAUGCUGUUGUUUUUGGUGAGCACUCGAUUUCACCAGGAAUACUGAUGGAAUCCUGUUUGCUAUACCUUAACAAACCAGACCGAGAUUUGGUCACAUCAGCCAUUGAUGGGUCUCUUUCAAAUGAUGACACCGAGGAGCUAAUUGAUGUAUUGGAUAGAUUGGGAUGUAAGCAUAUCCCAAGUCAAAAUAUGAUGCGAGGCACUUUCCUCCAGAUCGUUCACAAAGAAUUGAUUCAAAAGCCAAAAUACGCCUUGGAGAAAAUAGCAGAAGUAUCAAUAGUUAAGCUUGUGGAAUAAAUCCCAAAUAUGCAAGCCAUGGAAACAAUGUAUGAAGAAAAAACACCGACUGUUCGAAAAGUGUUAAAGAUGAUUCGGGCAAACCCAGCAACACAAGCUGAAAACGAAAGUUUGAAGUUCUUUCAACAGUAUAUUAAGUCCCAACAAGACCUCACUGCUUUGCGAAAACUUCUGCGGUUUCUUACGGGAACAGAUGUAAUAUGCAUUGAAAAGAUAGACAUCAGUUUUUCGACACUGGAUGGUUUAGUAAGACGCCCUGUUGCUCACACGUGUGGACCUUAUCUUGAACUGCCAUCAACGUACCAAUCAUACCCUGAAUUGAGAUGCGAAUUUAAUAACAUUUUGAAUAACCCAUCUUGUAUGGAAAUGGGCAUAGCCUAAAAUUGACGAUUGCACGUACAUAACAUGUUGGAACAUGUUUCUUCAUUUGAACUUUGAUAUUAUUACUACAAAAUGCCUUUGGUAACUUUAAAAGUAAAACUCAUUUAUAUGUUUUGUUACUUGAAUAUGUUGCAAGCUCGAUACAGGAUACGCUUUCAUUUAAUUAUUGCUAUAUCAUUUAAGAUACUUUUCAUGUACCAAAAUAUCAUUCAAUUUUGUUUCAAAUAUUUAAAAAAUGAUGGAUAGCUAGUAUUGUACAUUGGUUUAAUUAUGGACGGAUGCUUCUAGGAUUUAACACUCGCAUUUAUGUUAACUGAUGUGCAUUGAACUUUAGCCCAUCGCUGUUUAUAUGGGUGUCAUACUGCAUAGGAAAAUGGAGUCAUUUUAACUGUGCUUAUAACUUGUGUUAAGUAUGUGACGGUAUUUGUGUUUGCUUACGUAGUUUAACAUAUGGAAUGUAUAUUUUCACUUCUGCUGAAUGUUACCGAUUUGGGUUGAUCCAUCAUAUUACGCCUCCUAUACCAUGUUCAGCGUGGAAUUUCACAACAGUUACCUUUUUAUGAUGAUAAAUGAUAAUACAUAGAUCGUACAUUUAGUGUUAUUUUCUGCAUACCAUGUUAGAUACAGAUUACAGAAUUCCACUGACGUUAAAUUACCGAUGUACUUUUGAUUUUUGAUUCUACACCACUUUCAAUGUAGAAUUUUAGUUACUUUUAAUUUAAGCUUGGCUGGUAACAUUACCAAUAUUUUGUUGGGCUGAUUAACCCAAGGAACUUGAGAGUUCGUUGUAUAUAUCCAAAUUACUUUUUUUUGAGAUUGUUGAAAUACCAUGCUCAUUUAUAAUCCGUCCCAGCAUUACAAAAACGUCACCCAGUUUGACUUGAUGUAAGAAAAAAAUGUAAAAGCAUUUUUGAAAUAAGAAAAAUACACUAUUUUUGUGUUGGAUUGAAACAAUAAUGAUCAACAAAUUAAUAACAAAAUACACUAUUUUUGUGUUGGAUUGAAACAAUAAUGGUUAACAAAUUAAUAACAAAAUACACUAUUUUUGUGUUGGAUUGAAACAAUAAUGAUUAACAAAUUAAUAACAAUAUAAUACUUACAAAUAAUCUGAAAAUACACCUCGUGGCGUUUCGACUGCCAUCAGUUAUCCCCUUGCUAUGACGUAUAACUGAUGAACGCUAUGAGUUGUAAUUUCAGAUUAUUUUUAAAUACUAUAUUGUUAUUAAUUUGUUAACAGGGGUGUUUUUUUUUCAAUCACAACACACAACUAGUGUAUUUUGUUUAUUAAAAAAAAAUGUGUUUACGGUUGUUGUUGUUUUUCUUACGUCAAGUCAAACUAAAUUAUGUACAAAAACGCUUUUUCAAAAUGCACGGAUUAUAAGUGCAUGUAUGCUCUUUGAGUUUGAAUUAGCAAGAUUCGUUGAAAUGCAUUAUGCUCAAUGUUUUUAGUUCAAAAAAUAAAAAUAUAUAUCAAU